This is a messenger RNA of Fusarium coffeatum, 4965 nucleotides long. RefSeq lists its product as uncharacterized. The transcript is spliced from 13 exons. The coding region runs from base 1 to 4965 and encodes 1654 amino acids. Gene Ontology annotation, biological process: transmembrane transport. The record is from RefSeq and is a predicted model, not a curated record. Gene Ontology annotation, molecular function: transmembrane transporter activity; RNA binding; zinc ion binding. NCBI's taxonomy places the organism in Eukaryota, Fungi, Ascomycota, Sordariomycetes, Hypocreales, Nectriaceae.
AUGGAGUCGAAAAUAACUGCACCAACAACUGCCGCUUCCCGCACUACAGUCAUGUCGCAAACGAUGGCCAUGGCCUCUAAGACACUCACGCAACCCAAUGAACUUGACAUCCAUGUCAGAAACUCCGGACCACCUCAUCAUCAGAACGGAUCCAGUACAGUACUAGAGAAUACAUCUCCCUCUCCAGGAGAUAACAAUGAUUCUCCUGUCGCCUCCGGCGGAUCUGAAACUGCAGAACGUAAAUCCAAGAGAACCCUGGCGCAAAUCGCUACGGUAAUGGUCUCCCUCUGCGCCUGCGUUUUCCUCGCUGCUCUCGAAGUAACAAUCGUCUCAACUGCUCUUCCGACAAUCGCGGCCCAUUUCGCUUCUGACUCGGGCUAUACCUGGAUCGGUACAUCCUUUGUCCUUGCACACACUGCUUCAACUCCAUCGUGGGGGAAGAUAUCUGAUAUCUGGGGAAGAAAGCCGAUUCUACUUGUUGCCAAUGUUAUCUUCUUUGCUGGAAGUCUUGUGUGCGCUCUUGUCGAUGACCUGGCUGUCUUUAUUGCCGGGCGUGCUAUCCAAGGACUAGGCGCUGCAGGCAUGCAGACGUUGGUCAACAUUUGUAUCAGCGAUAUGUUUUCGCAGAGGGAUCGAGGUUUAUAUUAUGGCCUAACAUCGAUUGUGUGGGCAGUUGCGUCUGGUGUUGGCCCUGUUCUUGGAGGUGCUUUCACGGAUCAACUCAGUUGGCGGUGGUGUUUCUGGAUCAACUUACCUAUUACCGCCGCAGUCUUCGUUUUACUUUUUCUCACUCUCAAAUUGCCGUCUCCCAACACUCCUGUAUGGGCAGGUCUCAAAGCCAUUGAUUGGCCAGGUAGUUUUCUCAUAGUCGGAGGGACUCUGAUGUUACUACUGGGUCUCUAUUUGGGCGGAGUCUACGAACCGUGGGAUUCAGCAAAGGUCAUCUGCCUUAUCGUCUUCGGUAUCAUCACUGCACUUCUAUUCGUUUGGAACGAGUGGAAGUUGGCAGAAUAUCCUGUGAUACCGGUGCAUAUCUUCAAAAGUUGGUCAUCGUCAGCAGCCUAUGCUGUUACCUUCUUCCACGCCUUCGUGUUUAUGGGUGUUGCUUACUAUUUCCCCUUAUACUUCCAAGCAGUUCUUCUGGCAAGCCCACUUCAAUCAGGAAUCUACCUUCUUCCAUUCAUUCUCUCUAUUUCCAUAUCUGCUGCAAUUACGGGAGCAUAUAUUCAGUUCAGUGGAAAUUAUCUUCUGGUCUCACGUAUUGGAUUGGUCAUCAUGACUUUGGGCAUAGGGCUCAUGAUCAACCUGGAUAUGCAUUUGAACUGGGCAAAGCUUGCUAGCUUCCAGUUAUUGACUGGUAUCGGUGUAGGAAUGAACUUCGAGGGGCCCCUGUUAUCGGUUCAAGCUGUGGUGCCGCAUGAGGAUGUGGCAGCAGCUACAACCUCGAUGAGCUUUACCAGGACUAUCGCAACAGCGAUCUCCGUGGUUAUUGGAGGUGUUCUAUUCCAAAAUGAGAUGAAGGCAGGGAAUCAAAUCCUCGUGGACAAACUGGGCUCUGAACUCGCCAAGCUGUUCGAUGGAGCGUCAGCAUCCGCAAGUGUUGAUCUUGUCAAAACGCUCCCUGUUGAGUCACAGCUUACUGUUAGAGCCGCAUUCUUCCACUCUCUCGAUAAGAUGUGGAUAAUGUAUACCGUAUUCUCGAGUGGCGGGCUGUUGCUCAGUCUCUUCAUGAGGGCACAGCACCUAAGCAAAGAGCGGAAAGAUGCUCAUUUGGGUAUUAAAAGCAAAACACAAGUAGAGACUUCAGCAGAUGGUGCUGCGACUUUGGCAGACAACCACGAGAACCACGAACUGAGAAGCAUCACUCCAAACGCUAGUGAGGUCACAGUCAUCGCGAUGAGUGAACCACGUUAUAAAGGUCUCUCGACCGCGAGGAAUACUCCAUCAGUCGAUGGUCCCCCAAAGGCUUCUAUCGCACGUGAACCGGACCAAAGCAUUACUACUCCUUUGCUUCGCAACCACCCGAGAUCUUCGACACAUGAAGAGACGUCGUUUCACCAAGAUGGUAUCGAUGAUGAGAUGGGGAAAAGGACGUUGGCUAAAAUAGACCGUGCCAUUAUUCCUCUUCUAUUCAUAACGUACAUGUUCAAUUUCAUGGACAAGGUCAUAUUGUCUAGUGCGGCUGUAUUCGGGUUACGCGAAGAUACCCAUCUCAAAGGUCAACAGUACAGCUGGGCAGGAAGUGUCUUUUACCUAGGUUAUCUCCUGUGGACUUACCCAACCACCGUUCUUGUCGCACGGCUGCCGACUGGAAAAUACAUUACAGCAAACACGAUAUUCUGGGGCUUGGUUGUUGCGUUUACUGCCGCAUGUCAGAACUUUGGCGGUCUCUUGACCGUGCGCUUCUUACUCGGUAUCGCUGAAGCGACAAUAACACCAGGCUUCAUGUUUCUCACCUCUACAUGGUACACUCGUGACGAGAUGCCAGCUCGUGUAGGGAUUUGGUUUUCUGGGAAUUCUGUUGGAGGGUUGGUCGCCAGUUUACUCGCGUUCGGAAUCGGACAUAUCGAGAGCACGACAAUACGACCGUGGAGAUGGAUGUAUAUCAUUUUGGGCACUGCUACCUUUCUUUGGUCCAUUCCGUUGUUCCUUUUCCUUCCAGACAACAUCUCCAAGGCCAGGUUUCUCUCACCAGAAGAGAAAAAAGUCGCAGCACAGCGCGUGUCCACUUCUGGCACCGGUAAGACUGAGGGUACGCACUGGAGAUGGGACCAGGUGCGCGAAUGCUUGGUUGAUCCCAAGUCCUGGCUCAUUGUUGGUAUCGAACUGUUUACCCAAAUUCCGAACGGUGGCUCUCAAAGCUUUGCCAAUAUUGUCGUCGAAUCUUUUGGCUUCACUAACUUGCAGUCUACGUUGAUCAACAUACCCUAUUCGCUUCUUUCGGCUGGUAUAAUUGCAGGCAGCGAUCAUCUAGCUGGUCGCUUCCGUACUCUGAACUGUCUCUUGAUCAUUGCGGUAAUCCUGCCCUGUGUUGUAGGCAGUGCCGUCAUUUACAGGCGGAAUCAUGUGCCCCAGAGCCUGCAUUUGGUUGCGUACUUUCUCCUUUCAACCGGCUCUGCGGCAAUGCCUCUUAAUAUGGCUCUUGUGCAGUCCAACUACAGAGGGGUCACCAAGAAGAUGACCAUAACAGCUAUGUUAUUUGCCACAUACUGCCUUGGAAACAUGGCUGGGCCGCAUUUCUUCCUCAAAUCCGAGGAUCCGCUCUAUGCUUUGCGCAUUGUGCUUGAGCAAUCAAAAAUGUCGUGGAGAAGCCAAGGAAUCACCGGUUCUAACAACAUCCCUCUUGGCAAGCGCCGCUUUGGGGGCGACGAGGAAGAGGAAUUCGAUGGUGGCGAUUCCGCUGUUGAUCGCGACCUGAAGCGAGGACGCGAUCCUGAACCUCGCGGCGAAUCUGAUGGGCCCCGACGACGAAAGAAGCGAAACAGAUGGGGUGACGCAUCCGAGAACAAAGCCGCUGGCCUCAUGGGCUUGCCCACUGCUAUCUUGUCCAACAUGACAAGCGAGCAGCUCGAGGCCUACACGCUGCAUUUGCGAAUCGAGGAAAUCUCCCAGAAGCUUCGCAUCGACGAUGUCGUCCCAGCUGAUGGUGAUCGAUCACCUUCUCCCGCACCCCAGUACGACAACCACGGCCGACGUAUCAACACACGAGAAUACCGAUACCGAAAGCGACUCGAAGAUGAGCGCCACAAGCUCAUUGAGAAGGCCAUGAAGACCAUUCCUAACUACCAUCCUCCUCAGGACUACCGCAGACCUACCAAGACCCAGGAGAAGGUCUACGUUCCUGUCAACGAUUACCCGGAGAUUAACUUCAUUGGAUUACUUAUCGGCCCUCGUGGUAACACUCUGAAGAAAAUGGAGGGAGACUCAGGUGCCAAGAUCGCCAUUCGUGGCAAGGGCUCCGUCAAGGAGGGUAAAGGCCGGUCUGAUGCCGCGCAUGCCAGUAACCAGGAAGAGGAUCUGCACUGUCUCAUCAUGGCCGAUACCGAGGACAAGGUCAACAAGGCCAAGAAGCUUAUUCACAACGUCAUCGAGACUGCUGCGUCUAUUCCCGAAGGUCAGAACGAACUCAAGCGUAACCAGCUCAGAGAACUCGCUGCACUCAACGGUACCCUUCGAGACGACGAGAACCAGGCUUGCCAGAACUGUGGCAAGAUUGGCCAUCGCAAGUACGACUGCCCUGAGAAGCAGAAUUACACUGCCAGCAUCAUCUGUCGCGUCUGUGGUAACGCGGGUCACAUGGCUCGCGAUUGUCCUGACCGCCAGCGUGGUGCCAGCUGGCGUAACGGCGAAGCGGGAGCCCGCCCUGCUGGCCGUAUUGAUGGCGGAGAUGCUGUCGACCGUGAAUACGAGCAACUCAUGCAAGAGCUUGGCGGAGGAUCUUCCGGAGCUCCUGCACGUAUCGAGGCCGGCCCUGGUGGCCAGAGCGGCGGCGACGCGAAGCCCUGGGAACGAGGUCCUACCGGUGGACCUGCACCAUGGCGCAGUCGCAACCAAGAUUCUAACGAAGGAGGAUCAGCAGCUCCUUGGGCUCGGGACCGUGAUGGUCGUAACCAAGAUCAACACGCUGGUAACAACGGCGACAGCUACUAUGGUCAGGCAUAUGGCGCUGCUUCAGGCGCUGCUGCUCCCUGGCAGCAACAAGCUCCUGGAACUCAGGGUGGGUAUGGCGCUUACGCUGCCUACGGUGCCUACGGAGCUGCUCCUGGAAUGGGCGCUCCUCCUGGCCUCGCUGCUCCCGGUGGUGCAGCUCCUCCCCCUCCUCCUGGUGCGCCCCCAGGUCUGGGCGACCUUAACGCCUUCAUCCAACAGUAUGCUGGCGCAGCACCUCCUCCCCCGCCGCCUUCUGGCGACGCUCCUCCACCACCUCCCAGUGACCAGCCCCCGCCUCCUCCCCCAGGAAACUAA